This is a messenger RNA of Menidia menidia (Atlantic silverside), 1596 nucleotides long. The record is from the annotation of a GenBank genome assembly. NCBI's taxonomy places the organism in Eukaryota, Metazoa, Chordata, Actinopteri, Atheriniformes, Atherinopsidae.
AUGAGGCUACUAGGAACUUGGUGCGUGUCGGGACGCGUCCCGUUCUGCCACAAGCGUUAUUCAGCCAGCCCCCGUGCGAGCGCACGCCCGCCGCCAUCUCCACUUAACCGGCCCAGUGACACAGACUCUCUACCUUUGCAGGGGGUCAAGAAACCAUUCACAGAAGUCAUCAAGGCUAACAUAGGAGACGCCCACGCCAUGGGUCAGAAGCCAAUCACCUUUUUCCGACAGGUGUUGGCUCUGUGUUCUUAUCCCGACCUCCUGGAUGACAACAAGUUUCCCGAAGAUGCCAAGCAGCGGGCGCGGCGUAUCCUGGACUCCUGCGGAGGCCACAGCAUAGGUCAGACCCCUCCCCCCGGCCACCUCCAACCACAUGGCUCGUCCACGUGCCCCCUUCUUAAUAACCAAUCGGGGCGAUCCGGCCCUGCGUGGGGCCGGCGUUGGCAGGCGUCCCCCGGUCGAUGCGGGGCCUACAGCGCCAGCCAGGGGAUCGAGUGCAUCCGCCAGGACGUGGCGCGCUACAUCGAGAAGCGGGACGGGGGCAUCCUCUCCGACCCCGACAACAUCUACCUGUCCACCGGGGCCAGCGACGCCAUCGUGACCAUGCUGAAGUUGCUGGUGUGCGGGGAGGGCACCGAGCGCACAGGGGUGAUGAUCUCCAUCCCGCAGUACCCCCUGUACUCGGCCGCCCUGGCCGACCUGGGCGCCGUGCAGAUCAGCUACUACCUGGACGAGGAGAAGUGCUGGAGCCUGGACGUGGCGGAGCUCAGGAGGGCGCUGACCGCCGCCAGGCAGCACUGCAAGCCCCGCGUGCUGUGCAUCAUCAACCCCGGGAACCCCACCGGUCAGGUCCAGAGCAGGGAGUGUAUCGAAGAGGUGAUCCGGUUCGCCAAAGAGGAGCAUCUCUUCCUCAUGGCCGAUGAAGUCUACCAGGACAACGUGUAUGCAGACGGCUGCAAGUUCCACUCUUUUAAGAAGGUGUUGUUUGAAAUGGGACCAGAGUAUUCCAGCACAUUGGAGAUGGCCUCGUUCCACUCCACCUCCAAGUGCUACAUGGGAGAGUGUGGAUUACGUGGAGGCUACAUGGAGGUGAUCAACCUGGACCCAGAGGUGAAGGCCCAGCUCACCAAGCUGGUGUCGGUCCGCCUGUGCCCCCCUGUCCCCGGACAGGCUCUGAUGGACCUGGUGGUGAACCCCCCGCAGCCCGACGAGCCCUCCCACUCCACAUUCAUGAAGGAGCGCAGGGCUGUGCUGGCAGCUUUGGCCGAGAAAGCCAGUCUAACGCAGGAGAUCUUCAACACGGUGCCCGGCAUCACCUGCAACCCGGUCCAGGGGGCCAUGUACACAUUCCCCCGCCUCUCUAUGCCCCAGAAGGCCAUUGACAGCGCCAAGGAGAAGGGCCUGCUUCCAGACAUGUUCUACUGCAUGAAGCUGCUGGAGGAGGAGGGGAUCUGCCUGGUGCCGGGGAGCGGCUUUGGUCAGAAGGAGGGAACCUUCCACUUCAGGAUGACCAUCCUGCCUCCAACUGAGAAGCUGAAGGUGGUGCUGCAGAAGAUCCGGGACUUCCACUUGCGCUUCACGCAGGAGUUUUCCUAA